UGGUGCAAGUCCUUGCAGGUGCAGAUUCUGUGCUGUGAAACUCCAGGGGCUGAAUCCUCAGGGAUGGCUCAAGUGGUUUGAAUUAGGUGACCCCAGUUUGGCUGAUACAAGAGCCAGGCCCUCCUUGAACGCAACCCGAAACAGGAUGGUUUCUAGCCAGGUACUUCUGUCCUUGUCAUAAGGUUCAUUAAGGGCUGGAUUCACCCAGCCCUGCUCACAUUUAGCAUGACCUUACAUCAUGUCAAUUUCACGGGGGGGCUCUGUGUGAGUGGGGGAUGGGCAGGAUCCAGCCCUAAAUGCCUUUUGGUUUCAUUUAAUCUUAGAGCUGGGUUGAGACCAUAGACCCCCCCCUUGAGCAGGCUACCCGAACCUGCUGGGGUAAGCGAUAUCGCCUCCAGCAGCAUGGCAGGGCUACCCGGCUGGCUCAGAGGGAAGAGCCCCUCCUCCGGACACAUCAGCAAUGCUUAUUGUUUUGAUGCCCCUGCUUACCCGCUUCCUGGGACAGUGGGCAGGAAAGGGGUAGAGGUUUGGCUCCAACCUCCAUCCCCAGGUGGUCCGUGCAGCUGAGCCAGGGGCGGGAUGCCUGGAGGGAACCGUGUCCCUUUGCCACGGGGCCUCUCCUGGGAUCCAAACCUAGCUCUGAGCUGAGCGUGAGUUGUCUGAUAACCUCCUGUCCUACACUCGACCUUCUUGGCCUCCCGUGAACAACACGUGGAUGCCCUGAGGCCUCACAGGCCUGGUGCGUGGGGGGAGCAUUUAUUCCUUGUUGUUGGGUCUCACUCCAUUAGCAACUCAAGGUCACCCGCUCAGUCAACACAUUAAUCACCCGCUCACUCCAGCUGGAUGCCAAACAUCCUCUAUUAUUAGCAAAAUGCAGCUUUACCUGGUGCAGGAUCUUUCCUAUAAACUGAAUAACCCCUCGCUCUCCUGCGAGAUUCUGUACCAGAAACUCAGCCCUGGGCAUUAGGCCACCCCAAGGAGGACCAAAGUCCCACUGACUUUGUCUCAAGAGCUCCAGGCAGGGCCAAAGCCAUCUUCAGGCAUGAUCCGAAAGGAGAGCGUGAAUCCAUGAGUUGGCAGCCAUACAGGGAGUCUGUUUUGGAGUCUGGGAGGGGCAGAGGAGAAGCUUUCACCACAACAGAGACAAGACAGAUGGCGGAGGGGAGAGGGGACUAGGCGAACUUGGGGAGCAGGGAGGGGAGGGGAGUGACCAGGGCUCAGUGGCACCCAUAUAAGUGUAGAAUUAGUCCAUUGAAGUGAAGGGAUUUGCAGCCAUGUAACAUCAAAUGCCAGCCCAGGGUCCAUAGGGAGGCUGUUUCUGACCCAGCAAAGAAGUACCCCACGGCUGGGUUGUUCGGGAAGCAGUAGCUGGGGGGAGGUAGGCGUCCCCACCACACAUGCAGUCUGUCGUUUGCCAAAGCUGUACGGUCACUGCUAGUGAAAUGGUCCCUGGUUAGCUCCAUCCUUUGUAACAUGGGCCUCUCUGUAGCCCAGAACCCCCUAUGGCGAGGCAGCCCAGAACCGCCUCUUACCAGCAAGCUGCCCCCAUUUGCACAGGGACCAGCAGUGACCUGCCACUCCUGGCCCGGAGGCAUCGCUGGCCCAUGGCGACGGCAGGGUCCUGGAAGGUGCGGAGGGAGCCCCGUGCUGCUCAGGAGGAGGCGGAGAGGAUUCUAGUGCUAGAAGAAAGCUGGAGGCCCUGGCCCAGAACACGCAGGACAAUCCGAGGCUGCCUGGAGUGUGUGAAGCGCCAGCUGUUCCGUGUCGGUGAUGACUGGUACUUCCUCUUUUUCCUGGGGGUGAUAAUGGCGCUGAUCAGUUUCGCCAUGGAUUUCACGGUCUCCAGGCUAUCGAACGCACACAAGUGGCUUUACCGAGAGCUCGGGGAUCACUUACUGCUGAAGUACCUGUCCUGGACUAUGUACCCGAUUGCCCUGUCCGCCUUCUCCACUGGCUUCUCUCAGAGCAUCACUCCGCACUCCGGAGGCUCUGGCAUCCCGGAGCUCAAGACCAUUCUCACCGGAGUCAUGCUGGAGGAGUACCUGGCCAUUAAAAACUUCGGAGCCAAAGUGGUGGGGCUGACCUGCACCCUCGCGUGUGGGAGCACCAUAUUCCUCGGCAAAGUCGGCCCCUUCGUGCACCUCUCCAGCAUGAUCGCAGCGUAUUUAGGAAAGAUCCGAACGUCUGUCGUUGGGGAGUAUGAGAACAAAAGCAAGCAGACGGAGAUGCUGGUGGCAGCCGCUGCUGUUGGAGUCGCGACCGUCUUCGGGGCUCCCAUUAGCGGGGUCCUGUUCAGCAUUGAGGUGAUGUCAUCCCACUUUGCGGUCAGGGACUAUUGGAGGGGCUUCUUCUCUGCCACCUGCGGAGCCUUCAUGUUCCGCCUGCUCGCCGUCUUCAACAGUGAACAAGAAACCAUCACUGCUCUAUUCAAGACCAAUUUUAAGAUUGAUUUCCCCUUUGAUCUCCCAGAGACGUUCUUCUUCAUGGUGCUUGGGGGGAUCUGUGGGAUUCUAAGCUGUGCGUAUCUCUUCUGUCAGCGCUGGCUCCUGGGAUACGUCCGGAGGAACACGGUCACCGCCAAGCUGUUGGCGACAGACAAGCCCAUUUAUUCCUCCCUGGUGGCCCUCCUGCUUGCCUCCAUCACAUUCCCUCCCAGCCUGGGGCACUUCAUGGCAUCCAGGCUCAGCAUGAAGGAACUUCUCACCUCCCUCUUCGACAACCAGACGUGGGGCCUUCUGUCCCAGAACGCAUCGCUGGCCAGGCCUCCUCAAGUCGACCCUGAAAACCUGUGGCUUGAGUGGUGGGAGCCCAGCAUCACCAUCUAUGGCAGCCUGGCGCUCUUCCUGGUGAUGAAGUUCUGGAUGCUGACCUUGGCCACCACCAUGCCGAUGCCAGCUGGGUACUUCAUGCCGCUCUUUGUAUACGGCGCUGCAAUCGGGCGUUUGGUGGGGGAAGUGGUGGCCUUUCUCUUCCCCCAGGGUAUCCAGUCGGACGGCAUCGUUAACACCAUCACUCCGGGAGGCUACGCACUGGCCGGGGCGGCAGCGUUUUCGGGCUCGGUCACCCACACCCUGUCCACUGCCCUGCUGGCCUUUGAAGUGACCGGGCAGAUCGCCCAUAUCCUGCCCGUCAUCCUGGCUGUGCUGGUGGCCAACGCUAUAGCCCAGAAGUUCCAGCCCUCCUUCUACGACGGCACCAUCAUUGUGAAGAAGCUGCCCUAUCUGCCCCGGAUCAGGAGCCGACACAUCGGCUCCUUCAGCGUGACCACUCGCCAGUUCAUGAACACCCACUUUGCAGUCCUGGCCAAGGGCGCCAGCUUUGAGGAGGUCCUCAGAGUCGUGACCUCUACCGACGACCUGGAGUACCCCAUUGUGGAGAGCACAGAGUCUUUGAUGCUGGUGGGCAUGGUGCAAAGAACCGAGCUGGUCAGGUACCUCCAGACCCACGAUGAAGCCAAGCCGUCCCCCCAGGAGCCAGGGGAGAAGCCUCGCUCCAACGGGACGCUGGGGGACGACUGCACCAUCGAGCCACUCACCCUCCAGCUGUCACCUUGGACGUCCCUGCACCAGGCUCACAACCUGUUUGAACUGCUGAACCUGCAACGUGUCUUCGUCACGUCCUUGGGGCGGGUCGUCGGGGCCGUCUCUCGGAGCGAGAUGAAGAAGGCGAUUGAAGACCUGGCAAAUCCGAAGAUGUUGAAGUGAGCGAUUCGGAGCCUGGGAGAGCAGCCCCUUCCCCCUCCUAUGCGGCGGAGCGUGGGACGGGGGAUCGCGCUGGGGCCCUGAGAUUUCAGCAGCAGGGGGGCAGUGCUGGCAGGGGUCUCCCCAAUUAUUUUUUUGCAAAUGGAAAUGGAUUUGUAAGCUCCUCCGCCCUUCCCGCUCCCGCCGCAAGGAGCCACGGUUGUGAGAGCAGAGGCAACACCUGGACCUCUCUGGCCUGGGGAGCCUGCCAGCUGCUGGCAGCCCUCACCCACCCUGGAGACACAACAACACACAGCUACCCAGGGACAAACAACUUGGCCCACAGACUGUCAGCGCCGAGGGCAAGCCAAGGCUGCAAUGUGAAAUGUGCAUGCGCCAUCCUGAAUUUAGUGCCUGCUGCCCUCUUGGGGCCAGGCCCAGCGGGACAAGAGUCUGCUUCUUAGCAAGCCCUAGAAGAGACGCUCCUUGAGCUCAAGGGGUAGGGGCUUGUGCUUCGGGCAGUGAAAGGCCCCGGCUCCGGCCGUGUACGUCUGGGUUCAUCACAGACCUGCCUGCACUGAAUUCUUCUGUAACGUGAGGUGCUGCCUUUGCUAUGCAAUCGCUCCCUCACUGCAAGGGGGCAGGCACGGGCCCCGAGGAGCCAGACCACCCCUUGCCUGUCCCCAGAGGAAGGCCCUAGACCAUCCCCAGGGCAGCCAGGCUGUUGUGGCCUACACAGCAGGGGGCUGGGGGGCUCCUUUGAAAUCCAUUGUUCCCACUCACCGCGCGCAGUAAAUCAGAGAUGAGGGCUGGCA
Malaclemys terrapin pileata is the source of this 4495-nucleotide messenger RNA. Its product is annotated as chloride channel protein ClC-Kb-like. Gene Ontology annotation, cellular component: membrane. Gene Ontology annotation, molecular function: voltage-gated chloride channel activity. The record is from RefSeq and is a predicted model, not a curated record. Lineage: Eukaryota; Metazoa; Chordata; Testudines; Emydidae. Gene Ontology annotation, biological process: transmembrane transport; chloride transport. Bases 1503 to 3704 code for a protein of 733 amino acids. The transcript has 19 exons.